CGUCGAAGUACUGCCACCAGUAAACAGGUGGCCAACGGUGUCAACCAAAGUGAUAAUGGAUUGACUGUAUUGUUAUCGACUAAUGUCUUUGACUUUGACGUCGAGUUUAAGAAAGUUUACGGAUUUUGUUACAAAACCGCAUCAAAUCAAUCGCAACAAGAGAUGAGAUCCUUUGAUCAGUCAUUGAAGUCCAAGAAGACCGUCGCCUCAAUGAUAGUCCAGCCGUCGGACAGUAAGGCUAAGACUACGGCAGCCGUGGCUAAAGAUAAUGCGAAACAGGCGGAGAAAACGGCCGCCAAAGCCAAUGGCGAGCCAUCGGCGGCCACCACUCAGACGGAUAUCAUGAAAAAGUUGUCUCAAAUGGCGGCGAAGAACACGACGUCACCGAAGACUAAGAAAGUGGUGGUGAAGAAGGAGGCGGUGAAGAAAGAGAAGGGCAAACGGGUCUGGGAUUUGGGCGGUAGGACCGACCAGAACCUGGACUUCAGUAGGCGCUCGAACGGGGACGACGAGUACAGUGUCAACGAGUCGUCCAUCGCUAAGAACGUGGCCAACGCUGACGAUUACAGCGCGUACGACACCAUUGAUAUGCAACCGGACCUCGAGUUUGAAGUGGAAGACGAGGAAGAGGAUGAGGAAGACGAUGAGGAGGAAGAGAUGGUGAAGACAGCGAAACCCAAGAGUUCGUUCUUCGGCUCAUUCCUCAAGACUAUUAACUACAAUAAGGCGCUGACGGCCGCAGACUUGGAACCCAUACUAAACCAAUUGAGGGACCAUUUGAUCGCUAAGAACGUGGCCGCAGAGAUAGCGACCAAACUCUGCGAGAGUGUGUCCACUAAACUCGAGGGCCAAUCAGUGAACACAUGGCUCGGACUCAAGGGUUUCGUACGACAGGCGCUCGAAGACUCGAUUCUCCGUAUAUUGAGUCCCAACCGAAACGUCAAUAUAUUGCGAGACAUUGGGGCCAAGUCUUCGCCGUACGCCAUAGUCUUCUGCGGCGUGAAUGGUGUGGGAAAGUCGACUAAUUUGGCUAAAAUAGCCAAUUGGCUGAUAGUGAACAACGUACGGGUGCUGGUGAUCGCGUGCGACACCUUCAGGGCCGGCGCCAUCGAACAGCUUCGGACACACAUAACGGCGCUUAAGAGUAUCCACGAAAGGGACGGGAAGUCUAAAAUAGAUCUAUUUGAAAAGGGUUACGGCAAGGACUCGGCCGCCAUAGCCAUGGAGGGCAUAAACUACGCCCGUACUGCGGGCUACGGGUGCUGUCUCGUGGACACGGCUGGCCGUAUGCAAGGAAACGAACCGCUGAUGAAACAGUUGGCAAAACUGAUUAAGAUUAACGAACCGGACCUCACUUUGUUUGUGGGCGAAGCACUGGUAGGCAAUGAAGCCGUCGAUCAGCUCACCAAAUUCAAUACAGCGCUUCUCGAUAAUGGCUGCCGUGGUGUCACUUCUAACUCUUCGGCUAUCAAUGGCAUCGUAUUGACUAAGUUCGACACCAUUGAUGAUCAGGUCGGCGCCGCCAUAUCGAUGACUUACAUCACUGGACAACCGAUUGUCUUCGUGGGCGUCGGGCAGACGUAUCGCGAUUUGAAACAAUUGAACGCCAAAGCAGUGGUCAAAGCGUUGAUGAAG
Messenger RNA from Oppiella nova, 1635 nucleotides. Lineage: Eukaryota; Metazoa; Arthropoda; Arachnida; Sarcoptiformes; Oppiidae. The record is from the annotation of a GenBank genome assembly.